GGAGAUCUUCUCCGUCUUUAAAGCGUUUUACUGCUGUUUUGCGUCUGUGUUACGUACUAUACACCGUACAGUACACAGUACGACACACGGUAAAGUCUCUCUAUUGGGAAGCUGGGGUUUGUUGUGAACGUAUCAUUGUGUAAAUUUUGAAAAGCCGGGAUAAGAAAUGAAUUACAGAAAGAGAAUUAUACAGAAAGAGUCGAAGGAUGAGUCGUCAGAUGAGGAUGAUUAUGUCCCCUACGUUCCUCUGAAACAAAGGAAGAAAGAGAAGAUUAAUGUUGCAGAGAAAAGACUGGGUCGAGUGAAGGAACUGAAAGAAGAAAUCCAGAGAGAUAGCACUAAUGAGGAAUCCGAGGGUCAACAGGAAGAGGAAGGAGAAGGGAAUGAUGGGGAACAGGAGCCAGGGAUCCUCUCAAAAGUCAGCUUACUGGAUCAGCACAGUGAACUCAAGAAAAAGGCAGAGGCUAAACAAGAAACAGCAAAAGAAAAAAUGUUGAAAGAAGAAGAGAGAAUUUUGGAGAGUGUAGCAGAAAAGAAAGCUCUAAAGGGUGUGGCUGAGCUGGCAAAGGGCAUUCAGUACGAUGACCCAAUAAAGACUGGGUGGCGCCCACCCAGAUGUAUCCUUAAGCUGUCAAAGUCUUACCACGAGAAGGUGAGGAAGAAGAGGCACAUCCUGGUGGAAGGUGAAGAUCUCCCCCCUCCCAUCAAAACCUUCAAGGAAAUGAAGUUCCCCAAGGCCAUCUUGUCAGGACUAAAGAAAAAGGGCAUCCAAACCCCCACACCAAUUCAGAUGCAGGGUCUCCCUACUGUAUUACUAGGUCGGGACAUGAUCGGCAUUGCCUUCACAGGUUCAGGAAAAACUUUAGUGUUUACACUGCCAAUCAUCAUGUUUGCUUUGGAGCAGGAGAAAAAAUUACCGUUCAUUAAAAAUGAGGGGCCCUACGGACUGUGCAUUUGUCCAUCACGUGAGUUGGCCAGACAGACUAAUGACAUCGUGGAGUACUACUUUAAGUGUCUGGUGGACGAGGGCUUCCCCCAGCUCAGGAGUGUACUCUGCAUUGGAGGUGUGUCUGUGAAGGACCAGUUGGAAGCCAUCAAACGAGGGGUUCACAUCAUGGUGGCCACUCCUGGGCGUCUGAUGGACAUGCUGGACAAGAAGAUGGUUACCUUGGAUAUCUGCCGUUACCUAGCAAUGGACGAAGCGGACAGGAUGAUUGACAUGGGGUUUGAGGAAGACAUCAGAACCAUCUUCUCCUAUUUCAAGGGACAGAGACAGACUCUGUUAUUCUCCGCCACUAUGCCCAAAAAGAUCCAAAACUUCGCCCGCAGUGCUCUAGUGAAACCUGUGACAAUUAAUGUCGGGCGGGCGGGAGCUGCCAGCUUAGACAUUAUACAGGAAGUGGAAUAUGUCAAGCAGGAAGCUAAGAUGGUGUACAUCCUGGAAUGUCUGCAGAAGACGCCGCCCCCUGUAUUGAUAUUUGCGGAGAAAAAGCAGGAUGUGGAUGCCAUCCAUGAAUACCUACUGUUGAAAGGUGUGGAAGCUGUCGCCAUUCACGGUGGAAAAGAUCAGGAAGACAGAACCAGAUCAGUGAACCAGUUUAGAAAUCGUGAGAAGGACGUUUUAGUUGCGACUGACGUGGCUUCUAAAGGUCUCGACUUCCCAGACAUCCAGCAUGUCAUCAACUACGACAUGCCGGAGGACAUCGAGAAUUAUGUCCACAGAAUUGGUAGAACUGGUCGCUGUGGAAACACGGGAACAGCCACGACCUUCAUCAACAAGGGAGUCGAUGAAUACAUAUUGCUGGAUCUUAAACAUUUACUGAGAGAAGCUAAACAAAAGAUUCCACCAUUUCUGGCCAACAUGCAGUCAGAAAACGAGAAAUACCUGGACCUUGGAGGGGAGGUGGGAUGCUCAUACUGUGGAGGUCUGGGACAUCGUAUCGCGGACUGUCCAAAACUGGAAGCCAUCCAAACGAAACAAGCUCAGAAUAUCGGUCGUCGUGACUACCUAGCUCACAGCAGCGCAGACUACUAAUAAAGAGACCGGGCUUCUUACUGGUUGUCACGGAGACAGGAUUCUGAACAUUAAACCUUUCCAAAUCAUUCAAAACUACAGAGGAAUAUCUGUGAUGAGAGGAAUAUCUGUGAUGAGUACUCGGUGAAUGAAGUUUUGAUGUGGGAAUCUGGGGCCAACUUCUGGGGAGUCUUCUCUCCAUCAAGACGGACAGUGCUAACGAAGUGAAUUAUUUUGUAGCAGUACAAACUGUGUAACGAAGUGAAUUAUUAUGUAACAGUACAAACUGUGUAAUGAAGUGAAUGUAGCAGUACAAACUGUGUAACGAAGUGAAUUAUUAUGUAACAGUACAAACUGUGUAAUGAAGUGAAUUAUUAUGUAGCAGUACAAACUGUGUAAUGAAGUGAAUUAUUAUGUAGCAGUACAAACUGUGUAAUGAAGUGAAUUAUUAUGUAGCAGUACAAACUCUGUAAUGAAGUGAAUUAUUAUGUAGCAGUACAAACUGUGUAAUGAAGUGAAUUAUUUUGUAGCAGUACAAACUGUGUAACGAAGUGAAUUAUUAUGUAACAGUACAAACUGUGUAACGAAGUGAAUUAUUAUGUAACAGUACAAACUGUGUAAUGAAGUGAAUUAUUAUGUAGCAGUACAAACUGUGUAUUGAAUGGAGACUGUAUGUAACAGUACAAACUGUGUAUUGAAUGGAGACUGUAUGUAGCAGUACAAACUGUGUAUUAAAUGGAGACUGAGGUACACUGGAAUCAACAUCAUGGAGCUGCAAAUGUUUGUUAUUUCUUUUUCUGUGAGAUUCUUUAUAACUGUGUCACUGAGAUAAACAAACCUCUCAUGUCCAUUUGGAUGUGGGAGAAACCAAGCAUUUGUACUGAAAUCAUCACUGAGCAUAUUGUUUAUUUGUAGAAGGACCUUGUGUUGUUAUAUUAUUGAGCAUCAAUGUAUAUUUUUAUGAUGUACUUCCAUUUCUUCCUUUCUCUGUUUCCUUAUUGAUUGAAGUUCUGUACCUCACAUUGUAAGCUAUAUGAAAUAUAACAUGAUUAAUUACAAGUUAAAAAGAAUUAUGAUUAAUAAUAAUUAAUUAAUAGUAAUUGUGGCUGGUGAUUCAUGCUGGGAUGCCUAUAAAAAAAAUUCUUUCCAUUGCAAUAAACAUUGUAAAAAUUUUAUUAUGAAUUCGAAAAAAAUAUUUUCAAAAGAAUUCAACGUCCAGGUGAUAUGUGGAAGUAUUACACAUAACUAUUGCAAUCAUUAUGUUAGUAGGGGUACCAUUUGCUGGUACUUGGAAAAUUGAUGCUAAAUCUCAGCUUGUAUGAAUUAAUGUUGUAGUUGUACGGGUAUUACAGUGCUAUAGUACAAGUAUUAUAGUACAAGUACAUGUAUUAAUCCCGUAGAUGUACUUUUUAUGUGGCCUCUAGAGUAAGCCAUUGUCUAGUGAUCUGGAUGAACAGCUGGUGGGGAACAGCAGGAGGGGGGGUUGUUGUUGUAUGAAUUCAUGAUCUUAAUCACAGACCAGAGAAUCAUAGUGUAACUAUGUAUUAUAACUGAACAUGGUGAUAAAAGUCACCAUUUUAUCAAACUCA
Molecule: messenger RNA, 3603 nt
Organism: Ostrea edulis (European flat oyster)
Lineage: Eukaryota; Metazoa; Mollusca; Bivalvia; Ostreida; Ostreidae
Product: probable ATP-dependent RNA helicase DDX41
Exons: 15
Coding region: 167-2035 (622 amino acids)
Biological process (GO): mRNA splicing, via spliceosome
Cellular component (GO): spliceosomal complex
Molecular function (GO): RNA binding; zinc ion binding; ATP binding
Source: RefSeq, a predicted model, not a curated record